UGCAGGGUUUAUUCUGUCCUGGGUGGAGUGUAUACAGUGAUACACAUCUAAAAAAAAAAAAAAUAAAUCAUUUAUUAAGUUAUACACAUAUAUUUCAGCAAACUGUCCCUGUUUUUUCUUCAGGUCCAUGGGGUCAAUUGUGAAACCCCUUUUCCCAGGUUGUAUCAUACGAUCAGUGGUACAGGAGGGAGACACAGAGGUAACACUCCCAGUUUUUUACACGCCCAUUCAGCGCUCAACAGCCAGCGCCGGCGGCAGCCCGCAACUAGGGCACUCACUGUAACUGUACAUGUCUGCUCAUGUAUUAGAGGAAUAUUAGCAGCUCUUCGCCACCAUUAGGCUGUCGAGUCUUUAGUAUAACUCACACAAACUCUGGUUUUCAUACAGUUAAUAUCUUAAUUGUGCGCAAACUUGGAGAGCAGCUGGGAUACUUGUCACCAUGGCAGGAGGAAGACGCGGGGGCGCACCUAGAUCUGGCGAGGACGUCUCCUUAGUCAGUCCCGUUGUAAAGUACCUACUGUUCCUGUUUAAUUUUAUAUUUUGGAUAAUUUCCCUGGUGAUGGUGGGAAUCGGCGUGUACGCCCGCAUGAUGAAACAUGCAGAGGCGGCCCUGGCGUGUCUGUCAGUGGACCCGGCUGUAAUGCUGUUGGUCGUGGGGAUCCUCAUGUUCAUCAUCACCUUCUGUGGCUGUGUGGGCUCACUGCGAGAAAACAUCUGCCUCCUGCAGACUUUCUGUAUCUGUCUGACAGUGAUCUUCCUGCUCCAGCUGAUUGCUGGCGUCCUGGGCUUCAUCUUCUCUGAUAGGGCUCGGAACAGAGUGACGGAGAUUAUCAAUAAUGCCAUUGUUCACUACAGAGAGGACCUUGAUCUGCAGAACCUCAUUGACUUUGGUCAGAAAGAGUUUGGCUGCUGUGGCGGUGUGACAUACACUGACUGGUCCCAGAAUAUGUACUUCAAAUGCGAAAAAGACAACCCCAGCAGAGAGCGCUGCUCUGUCCCCUUCUCCUGUUGUAUCAUGACGAAAGACAAGCAGGUGGUUAUCAACACCAUGUGUGGCCACGGCAUGCAGGAGUUAGAGUACGUCGAGGCUGCAGACUACAUCCACACCAACGGCUGCAUAGACAAACUGGUGAAUUGGAUCCACAGUAACCUGUUCCUACUGGGAGGCAUCGCCCUGGGACUGGCCAUACCACAGCUGGUUGGCAUCCUGUUGUCUCAGAUUUUGAUCAACCAGAUCAAAGACCAGAUCGAGCUCCAGGACUACAGCCGCAAGCACCGCUCCGACCCGUUCAGCUGACCCGAGUCGGAUCAGACCAGAUUCUGAUGAACGGCACCAGAAACAGGGUGACACCAGCAGAUUAGGGGGAGAAUCACACAUGCCUGAAAAAUAUCUGUCAUCUCUGCCUGGACUGAGCUUUCAUCAUCGCUGCUCUUAGACUUAAAGACACAACACUAGUGUGCUUUCAAGUAUUUUGCAUGGAAGUGGAUUUAUGUUCACACAAAGAACACAGACAGAAAAACAGGACUCUGCUGCCACCUUGUGGACAAAGACUGUGCUUGAAUUUACCAAACUAUGUACAGUAGUUAGUACGCAAGCAGGGGCAGGGAGGGUGUUUGGUGGUCAGGGUCAUAUUGAUGGGAUCAUUGACCUUUACUUAAAGGUCCAGUGUGUAGGAUUCAAGGGGAUGUAUUGGCAAUAAUGGAAUAUAAUAUAAUAACCGAUAAUAUAUAUAACCGAUAAUAUAUAUAAUAUAAUAUAUAUUUCUAUAGUUUCAUAACCACCUGGAAAUAAGAAUCAUUGGGUUUUUGCUACCUUGGAAUGAGCCAUUUAGAUCUACAUAGGGAGCAGUCCCUUAUCCACAGAGAUUGCCAUGUUGCCCAGAACCGACCAACCAAACACAGGCUCUAGUUGGGCCAUUUGUGUUUUCACAUCAGCUACCAGUUAGCAGCCUCUCUGUGAUGAUCAGCGUUGGAAAAACACUGUUUUUUAACGUAGGACUGCUUUAUUCAGUAUUUUUACUGGUUUAAGUCGCCAGGUCCGCUUGUUUUGGAGAGGAAGAGACCUCUGUGGAUAGACAGA
Molecule: messenger RNA, 2080 nt
Organism: Epinephelus lanceolatus (giant grouper)
Lineage: Eukaryota; Metazoa; Chordata; Actinopteri; Perciformes; Serranidae
Gene: tspan33a
Product: tetraspanin 33a
Cellular component (GO): plasma membrane
Source: RefSeq, a predicted model, not a curated record